Metarhizium brunneum ARSEF 3297 is the source of this 285-nucleotide messenger RNA. Its product is annotated as Serine/threonine-protein kinase SRPK. Lineage: Eukaryota; Fungi; Ascomycota; Sordariomycetes; Hypocreales; Clavicipitaceae. Gene Ontology annotation, biological process: regulation of mRNA processing; spliceosomal complex assembly; peptidyl-serine phosphorylation. Gene Ontology annotation, molecular function: ATP binding; protein serine/threonine kinase activity. The record is from RefSeq and is a predicted model, not a curated record.
AUGGCCGAUCCCCAACGUGGUGCUCCGCUUCGUGAGGUUAUCACGACACUGCCAAUUUCUGAAAUAAAGCAUCCUCAUGUCAGAAUUAUUGAUUUUGGCGUCGCGUCUUGGAGAGAAAAUCAUCUGUCAGACCUGAUCCAGUCACCGGCUUUAAGAGCACCAGAAGUAACUAUCGGCGCCCCCUGGGAUACCGGUGUUGACAUAUGGAGUCUCGGAUGUCUUAUUGUGGAGUUUAUCCAAGGAAUAGUUCUCUUCUCCGGUGAAGGUUCAGCAAAGGGGACAUGA